This is a messenger RNA of Ilex paraguariensis (yerba mate), 684 nucleotides long. The record is from the annotation of a GenBank genome assembly. Lineage: Eukaryota; Viridiplantae; Streptophyta; Magnoliopsida; Aquifoliales; Aquifoliaceae.
AUGUCUGCUACAGUAACCGCCGCCUCUGUCAACCGAAGCAGAUGCAACUCCGGCAACAGCAGCAGCUCAAUAUCUGAAAACAGCAUCAGCAACCAAGAACUAUCACUGCCACAACCACCACCACCGAGCCGGUACGAGUCCCAAAAGCGCCGAGACUGGAACACCUUCGGACAAUACCUAAAAAACCACCGGCCACCACUAACUCUCUCCCGGUGUAGUGGGGCUCACAUACUCGAAUUUCUCCGGUACCUCGAUCAGUUUGGAAAAACCAAAGUCCACACCACUGACUGUCCCUUUUUCGGCCUCCCCCACCCACCAGCACCGUGUCCAUGCCCUCUUAAACAAGCCUGGGGCAGCCUCGACGCACUCAUCGGCCGUCUACGCGCCGCCUUCGAAGAGAACGGUGGACACCCAGAGACCAACCCCUUUGGUGCUCGAGCUGUGAGGUUGUACCUUAGGGAGGUAAGGGACUCUCAGGCAAAAGCUAGAGGAAUAGCAUAUGAGAAGAAGAAAAGAAAGAAGCCACAGCAAACAGGGUCACAAGUAAAUCCGACAAUGAGGUUAGAGGAUGAUAAUAAUGUUCAUGGUGUUAAUGAUCAGUCCUUUGAAACCAGUGAAGCUCUGGUCAUGGCGGCUUCAGCUGAUGCUCGAAGGUCCAUGAUUCCUCUCUUUGUGCUGAAUUAG